CCUUUGUGUUGUUGCGGCUGUGCUCCAUCUCCAAGCGUGUCUUUCCGGCGAGGGGAGGGUUUUCUCGUCGAAGCGCGGACGGAGAUGGCGGCGGCGACGGCAGGGUCGGCGGCACCGGCGAAGGAGGUGGUGGAGAAGAAGGUGGAGCUCAUGAAGGAGAUACGGGCGCACGAGGUGGCGAUCGCGGAGCUAGACAACCUGAAUCCCUCCCGGGCGGUGUACCAGAAAGCUGGCAACAUCUUCUUUCGCAAGAGUGUCAAAUCAGUGAUCACAACGGAGCAGAAGCAACUUGACCAAGCCAAGGCUCGGCUGAGCAAGCUGAACCAAACCUGAUGGGGGCAGCGACGCUGCAAAUGUUGGCCAUUAACACAAUCGAGCAUGCAGAUCUGAACGGAAACGCUUCAUCUUCACCUUGUUUUGCUCAUUAGUUCUGCAGUUGGGACUUGGGCCUGAUGCAUGUGUAAUGCUACAUUUUUUUUUCUUGAGCUGCAGCGCUGCCAAUUGUGCUCGUGAAACUAAUUAGAGGCUAGAUUUUACUUCCACAGUUCACUCGCUUUUGUGUAUCGUGUGUGAGGCAUUACCGCAUUACAAAGCUCGUUGGUCCUGAAACAGUGACAGGAACCAAAUUCUGUGACCAAUGUAAUAAAUGUCUUGAACUCUUGUUCCGUACA
Messenger RNA from Sorghum bicolor (sorghum), 671 nucleotides. RefSeq lists its product as uncharacterized. NCBI's taxonomy places the organism in Eukaryota, Viridiplantae, Streptophyta, Magnoliopsida, Poales, Poaceae. The record is from RefSeq and is a predicted model, not a curated record. Gene Ontology annotation, cellular component: prefoldin complex. The transcript is spliced from 4 exons. Gene Ontology annotation, biological process: protein folding. The coding region runs from base 85 to 333 and encodes 82 amino acids.